AUGCUCUGCUGCCGACGACCGCAGGACCCGGAGGAGCGCAAAAAGAAGCUCGCAGCAGAGCUUGCGAACGGGCGCAUGUUCUUCCAAGAUGGUCUCACCGGCUCCGCGUGGGGAGACUGGAGCCUGUACACCGCCUCGCCCUUGAGAGCUGAGCCCGUCUCUGCUGCUGCGGCAGCGGCUGCUGCCAAGGCGGCCGCCGCCGCCAAGGGCGCCACAGCGACCACUUCGGCUGUGGCCGGCACUGCUGGUGCUGGCUCCCUCUCCAAGGGCGAGGGUGUGGUUGGCAAGAAGGGCCCCAGCCCAUCUUUCGACCCAUCCACGCAAAUCGGAGCCAUGGCUCCGCUUGGCUUCUUCGACCCCGCAGGGUUUGCCAAGAAGGGCGACGAGGACGGCUUCCGCACCCUGCGUGCCGCCGAGAUCAAGCACGGCCGUGUUGCGAUGAUGGCAGCGCUGGGUGCCGUGGUGCAGCACUACGUGAAGUUCCCGGGCUUUGACUCCGUGCCCACCGGCCUGGCCGCGUCCAUCACCGCUCCCGGCAGCUACGGCUUCGUGGCGCUCUUCGCCGUGGCGGGUAUCUUGGAGCUCGGUGCCUGGACCGAGAGCCCCGACAAGGAGCCGGGCAACUUCGGCGACCCGGUUGGCUUCAACCAGUACAACCAGGAGAUGCGUGAGCGGGAGAUCAACAACGGCCGCUUUGCCAUGUUUGCAGCCAUCGGCAUCAUCGCCGCCGAGUUGUACACCGGCAAGGAUGCCAUCGAGCAGUUCGGCCUCUGA
Molecule: messenger RNA, 774 nt
Organism: Symbiodinium sp. CCMP2592
Lineage: Eukaryota; Dinophyceae; Suessiales; Symbiodiniaceae
Source: the annotation of a GenBank genome assembly